Pseudogymnoascus verrucosus is the source of this 1204-nucleotide messenger RNA. RefSeq lists its product as uncharacterized. Gene Ontology annotation, molecular function: protein binding. The record is from RefSeq and is a predicted model, not a curated record. The coding region runs from base 91 to 1074 and encodes 327 amino acids. The transcript has 2 exons. NCBI's taxonomy places the organism in Eukaryota, Fungi, Ascomycota, Leotiomycetes, Thelebolales, Thelebolaceae.
AAAUAGCUCACAGCCACCCCAACCGCGUCUCCAUAGGCUCAUGUACCUCGGCGCGCUUUCCACUUCUAAUUCAUUCAUCGAGAUAAGCACAUGGCUGUCAUCAAUUUCUUUGCCCGCUCGCGCCAGCUCCCAUGGAAAGAAACUCUCAUAACCUAUUUCGACGAAAUUAGUGAUACAGGCCCGGAUUCAGCACCAUUUCGCAGCGGUGUCUGGCCUCCUGACGUCCCCGCCCAUCCCUUAGGCCUAGACGACGAUAUAUUCGAAGGUGAGCAUCCCCAUACCUUCUACUUUUGUUUAAACGGCGGAACAGAUCGAAACUUGGUCAUGAGUGGCUCCCGUAUAGACAAACCUAUGGAAAACAUCAAAGAGUCCGUCUUCGACCGGAGAUACUGGCCCAAAACCGCGCCUCAUUCGUGGCCAGCCAAUCGAACAUACCUCGACCAUCCGCAGAAUGUCCGCAACGCGACAGUCGGCAUCCUUGCUAACCAAGCAGAUGAUUUUUUGAUCUGCGGCGAUUGUGAUAAUACUUUUGUUGACACCACCACUGACGAUACAGGUUGCACGUGCGUCUCAUGGCAUGUUGAGUAUCCGUGUGUUCAGGUGCGCGAGUACCCCCCUUAUCCCAGCGCUCCUAGCCUGCUUAACAAGGGCGUUAUGGCUAUGCAAGCAUUCGCAAAAGACGAAAUUAUCGGGGAGUACGUCGGUCUGUUAUUGCCGCCAGGCAGAGCUGAUCCAUCAAUAAGAAAGAACGUCUUUGCAGAUGACGUCUAUACAAUAGACCUCAACGCAGCAGUGAUUGUCACCGUGAAAGGUGAGGAGACGUCGAUGCCUGGCAACAAGAUAGCUGAUGUUUCGGCGGGGUGGAAAGGGAACUGGACGCGGUUUAUUAACACGUCGCCACGGAAGGGAAACUGGAAUAUCGAGUUCGAACAGAGACUAGUUGCUGACAAGAUCAGGAUUCUGGUGCGCACGAUUCGGGAUAUUGCAUUUGGAGAGGAGCUGAUAGCGUCGUAUGGGACCGGUUAUAUGAGGACUCUUUUCGGGGAUAACUUAGGGCUUCCUGAUAUGAAUUAGGGUAGGGACUGACUGGAAACAGCUGGCUGUUUUGACCGACUUGUAUAAUAAGAUAGAUUGUAUUGGUGUUUUGGCAAUCUUGUAUACUUUAAUAACUCAUAUUUUGUAUAUUUUACCUGUAAAUAACGCC